GUCGUGAGUCACUACGCGACGCAACGUGUCCCUGUUCUGUUGACUGGGAAGCCCCUAGCGCGGAGCUGCCAACGCCCGGCGUAAAGACACAAAUAGAGGAUACGAUCUUGAAUGAGUAGCAAAGACUGUAACACACAGCUAUGCAGACCAUUAAGUGUGUCGUAGUUGGGGAUGGUGCCGUGGGUAAAACCUGCCUACUCAUCUCUUACACCACAAACAAGUUUCCCUCUGAAUAUGUACCUACGGUGUUUGAUAACUAUGCUGUAACUGUAAUGAUCGGAGGUGAGCCCUACACUCUGGGCUUGUUUGAUACAGCAGGUCAGGAAGACUACGACAGGUUACGACCUCUGAGUUAUCCCCAGACAGAUGUCUUCCUUGUCUGUUUCUCUGUCGUGUCUCCAUCCUCCUUUGAAAAUGUCAAAGAAAAAUGGGUUCCAGAGAUCACCCACCACUGUCCAAAGACGCCCUUCCUUCUAGUCGGGACUCAGAUCGACUUGCGAGAUGAUCCUUCCACUAUAGAGAAGUUGGCUAAGAACAAGCAGAAGCCCAUUACCCCGGAGACAGCCGAGAAGCUGGCAAGAGACCUCAAGGCUGUGAAAUAUGUGGAGUGCUCAGCCCUCACGCAGCGAGGGCUGAAGAAUGUAUUUGACGAAGCUAUCCUAGCUGCCCUAGAGCCACCUGAGACGCAAAGAAAGAGGAAAUGUUGUAUAUUUUAAACUGUCACAGCUCUCAUCUCUUCCUCUGAUCAUUUCCAUUUUUUCUUUCCUUUACUCCACCUCUCUCUUUCUCCUCUCCUCUCCAUUUUCUCUCUCUCUGGAUUUGCUGCUUAAAAAUCUCACCUGUCUCAAUCUCAGCCAUCUAACAAAUUCUUCAGUUUAUACUCACCACUACUGCUCUACUCUGCACUGAGAGUGUUUCAGCUCAUCUUUGUUCUGUGGCCUGUUUAACUAACUAGAGGCCUUUCUGCACGUAAGAAUACUUGUUGCCUUUUCUAACUUGGUUUACUCAGCAUUUUAAUCUUCAUAUUUCACCUCUGGAUUGGAGGUAACACCUGCAUAAUUUCACAUCAUGAAUCUUGGACCUCACUGUGUCUUUCUUAAGCUGUUUUCACACAUGAACUCUGGACAGUCAAAGGAGAACCGAGUCAAGACAUUGUCCACACUUCUUCUUUCUGGAUGAAUUUUCCAGACAGAUAUUCUCCUUUCUCACAUGGACUCAAAUGGUCAUUACUAAGGAUUUUUCUAGGCGAUUGAACAGGAGAAAAAAAAAAUUAGACUUGAUGACUAGUCAGUAAGGAAACUGUAACUGGAGCUCAGUUUAAUAGAUGAGGUUAAAUGUUAUUGUGUUUGUAUUUAAGAGCCACUGAAAACCAUUUAUCGCAGUCUUUAGUAACCAAAACUUAAAAAAAAUUUUUUUUGAAAUAUGUGGCACUUUGCACAAUCUAGCAUUACACACACACACACACACACACACACACACAGUGUUAGUUUGGUGAAUGUGGUAGCACCAACAGCCUUCUUUCCAUUAAAGUUAUUAGAGUCAACUAAACUAAAAACUAAAACAAAAUUUUAAAUAAAUACAGUAUGAAACCCAUUCAAAAAUAUCAGAACUCUGGUUCACACGUGUGUGCACAGUGGUGUUACUCAUUGCUGUCUGUGGGCUGCUGACACAGUCCUCAGUAUUUUGUGCAUCAAAGUCCUUACAGAACUGUGCUGGUUAUGUUUUACUUUCCACCUUGCAUGUUUAUAAUUUCCCAUCACAAAGAGUAGAAAUAUGUCUAACAUCAAUAAUAAUACAAUAAAAAAAGUGAAUAACUAGCAUAGCAAGAGCAGCGGCGUUUCAUCGACCAGCCAUGCACGUCACUGGUCAUUUCACAGGCUUUGUGUUAAAGCAGCUGGGUGGGUAAAGCUAGAUCAGUGUGAUUCCCACACAGCUUCACCAAAUGAUGUCUAAAAGGUUCAUGUGUGAAAACGUCUCUAGUUUUGUUUGGGAUCCUCUCUGCUCUAUGGUAGUAGUGUGUGUCUGUGUCUGUGUGUGCGUGUGUGUGUAAGGGUGGUGGCUUUACAGGCUGAGAUUGAGUUGACACUUAACAGAGCUUCCAUUUCUAAUGCUAAAGUAUUUUUUAUACUUCUAGAGUUGAUGUUUAAUUUAUCAAAAUUUGGAGUGUGACUAUGAAUCAUACAGGGCUUUUCACUGCGCAAGCUGGAGUUUCUGGCCUCAUCAUACUUGCCCAUUUGCUGCCAUCAUGGUACUCUUAUUGACCUGUUUUAUAGCUAAGCCACACUUGAUGAUACUUGUAAGCAAUGUUUAGUGACUUAUUUGACCAAGCUUUCUUUACAUAUGGCAUCAGUGUGCCAUUACAUGUGGUACUUAUUGUGUUGUAUCAGAAGUCCAUAUGAUAGCGAAAGCUAUAAUUAUGUAAAAUGACUUGUGAACUGAUUAAUAAAGGACAACUGAACUUGC
Messenger RNA from Archocentrus centrarchus (flier cichlid), 2463 nucleotides. RefSeq names its product cell division cycle 42 (gene cdc42). The record is from RefSeq and is a predicted model, not a curated record. The transcript is spliced from 6 exons. Bases 141 to 716 code for a protein of 191 amino acids. Gene Ontology annotation, biological process: small GTPase-mediated signal transduction. Gene Ontology annotation, molecular function: GTP binding; GTPase activity. NCBI's taxonomy places the organism in Eukaryota, Metazoa, Chordata, Actinopteri, Cichliformes, Cichlidae.